Molecule: messenger RNA, 1463 nt
Organism: Ornithodoros turicata
Lineage: Eukaryota; Metazoa; Arthropoda; Arachnida; Ixodida; Argasidae
Exons: 3
Coding region: 67-630 (187 amino acids)
Source: RefSeq, a predicted model, not a curated record
GCGAGGCCAACAGAUGAGACCGGUUUUUCGUUCGUGGUGUUCUGGUGCCUUUGGUUUGUGGCCACGAUGCAGCUGACUACCGUCCUACUCGCGUCCGCCCUCCUUGUUUGUUGCCAUGGGGUCAGAAACCCCAUUCGUUUCUCCCACUUCGAAGAUUACCUUCGCAAUAUGAACCAGGAAGAGCAAGCCAUGAUAACUAACGAAGCCAGGCCUUCGACAGCAGCUGAUGAUACUACCACAACUGCUCCAACCGAGCAGAACCAGGGUGACAUCACCUGUUGCAUGCUGGGCCAGAUCGCUGGCGACAAGGGUUACCACUGCUUCGCCAAGUUCUACGCCGCCCGACUCCUGAUGCGAAACCGAAACCGAGCGCACAACCGCAAGAUGAGCUUCCACGGCCGAAACAGAAUCCCGGACUACGGACGCAGGGUCAUGCAGACCUUCGAGCAGUGCGUCGCAGACCGGGGAACGAUUUUCCACAAGUGCUGCCACCUGGUGGCCGUCGAACGCAGAGACCGUCAGCGCUUCACGACGAUCCAGAUCGGCGGCAACGACACCAGCGCCAACGCGUCUGCUCAUGCAGCGCCCUCUAUUCACCAUCGCCACCGUGAAACGAUUAUUGGAGAAUAAGGAGGACGUUUGUGAGCGAUGGCAGGCCUUUUGAGCUCCUGAUGUUUGUGCAUAUGUGUGAAUGUGAAUGCUCGAGCGCAUGUGGACUCGACGGGGUACAAUAACGUGCGCUCCAGUGAGUUGCCCGUUAGAGGUGACGUAGUACCCUUCCACAUGUUCCCCAGUUGCAGUACUUAACAACAAGGCCAACUUUACUCGAUGAAGGUUGCGCGCUUUUAUUAUGUCAGUUUUUAUACCUCAGCGAGUGAGUGUUUGAGGAGAUAUACUUGAACUCCUGAAAAGAAAACAUGCGCUACUUGCCGCACAGUAAUUUUUACUACUGGUUUCUUCUUUAAUAUCAAAAAUGGAGAAGUAUGCUAGGAGCUAGCCAGCUCGACUCGAGCCUGAAUGUCACAAUAAUAUUUUUCGCGUGCGUCUGACGUAUUUGUCGCGUUCCUACCUUUGGUUGAGAACUUGAGUGCUCCGAGGUGACUUAUAAAUGUAGAUGUGUAAGUCUUUUCUUUUUCGUCCUUCAACAUGAUUUUUCUGCGUUUCAUGAUGUCUAUCAGGUUGCAUAAUGCUCCAUCUAGUCCUAGACGUUGAAGGAAAAAUAAUUAGACUGAGGCGGAAUAAUUGUACAGGGACGCACACCUUGGUAGAAUGAGUUGACAUUCUAUCGUGUCUCUCCUUAUGUCCCACUUUAUUUUUUGGCUGGAAAGAGUUCUUAUGCGUGCGUGUGUUUUUACGUUAGAGCUUCACAUCAUUUGCGUGAUGUGUGCUGGUAUACUUCGACUCGUUGUAUAUAGCUCUUGUAUAUUUUUUUAUUUUUUGAAUAAACAUUCAACAUUUUUUUA